AUGACUGGGGCAUGUACUGGACAGUGUAACCCCGGCUAUGCUGGACCAGACUGUCAACCUGAUACAACCACCUGUCCAGUUGGUACAUACGGACAGACGUGUCAGAACACCUGUAACUGUCCGAACAGACAAUCAACCGCCUGUGACAAAAUGACUGGGGCAUGUACAGGACAGUGUAACCCCGGCUAUGCUGGACCAGACUGUCAACCUGAUACAACCACGUGUCCAGUUGGUACAUACGGACUGACGUGUCUGAACACCUGUAACUGUCUGAACAGACAAUCAACCGCCUGUGACAAAAUGACUGGGGCAUGUACAGGACAGUGUAACCCCGGCUAUACUGGACCAGACUGUCAACCUGCCACGUGUCCUGUCGGGAAAUACGGAUCCAUAUGUCAGAACACCUGUAGCUGUGCGAAAAGACAAUCAACCGCCUGUGACAAGGCGACUGGGACAUGCACAGGACAGUGUAACCCCGGCUAUACUGGACCAGACUGCCAGCCUGAUACAACCACGUGUUCAGUUGGUACAUACGGACAGACGUGUCAGAACACCUGUAACUGUCCGAACAGACAAUCAACCGCCUGUGACAAAAUGACUGGGGCAUGUACAGGACAGUGUAACCCCGGCUAUGCUGGACCAGACUGUCAACCUGAUACAACCACCUGUCCAGUUGGUACAUACGGACAGACGUGUCAGAACACCUGUAACUGUCCGAACAGACAAUCAACCGCCUGUGACAAAAUGACUGGGGCAUGUACAGGACAGUGUAACCCCGGCUAUGCUGGACCAGACUGUCAACCUGAUACAACCACGUGUCCAGUUGGUACAUACGGACUGACGUGUCUAAACACCUGUAACUGUCUGAACAGACAAUCAACCGCCUGUGACAAAAUGACUGGGGCAUGUACUGGACAGUGUAACCCCGGUUAUACUGGACCAGACUGUCAACCUGCCACGUGUCCUGUCGGGAAAUACGGAUCCAUAUGUCAGAACACCUGUAGCUGUGCGAAAAGACAAUCAACCGCCUGUGACAAGGCGACUGGGACAUGCACAGGACAGUGUAACCCCGGCUAUACUGGACCAGACUGCCAGCCUGAUACAACCACGUGUUCAGUUGGUACAUACGGACAGACGUGUCAGAACACCUGUAACUGUCCGAACAGACAAUCAACCACCUGUGACAAAAUGACUGGGGCAUGUACAGGACAGUGUAACCCCGGCUAUGCUGGACCAGACUGUCAACCUGAUACAGUCACGUGCCCAGUUGGUAGAUACGGACAAACGUGUCAGAACACCUGUAACUGUCCGAACAGACAAUCAAACGCCUGUGACAAGACGAGUGGGGCGUGUACAGGAGACUGCAGUCCUGGCUAUACUGGCCAAGGCUGUCAAACAAAAGGUAAAUAA
Molecule: messenger RNA, 1410 nt
Organism: Liolophura sinensis
Lineage: Eukaryota; Metazoa; Mollusca; Polyplacophora; Chitonida; Chitonidae
Product: multiple epidermal growth factor-like domains protein 11
Exons: 1
Coding region: 1-1410 (469 amino acids)
Molecular function (GO): scavenger receptor activity
Source: RefSeq, a predicted model, not a curated record